CAAUUUGGUACCAAUUACCAUCUGAGCACUUACCACCCUACAUUUAAUACUAAUAUAAUAAACACGAGCUACCUGAAUAAGACUCAUUACUUUAACGAUCAUGAUGAUGAUCGUCGAUGAAUCAACGGUUCAAAUCAAAGCAGAUAAUUAUGAUGUUAUCCCAGAAAGUAUGCUUUCGGUGCCGAAGGAAUUGGAAGAAAAAGAAGCAGGGAAGAAAUUAUUUAAACAACAUCCAAGUUCAGUAUCAGAUCCUGGUGUGUUUUCAUUUCGAGAAGAAUGUCCUCCUCGAGAAUACCUUUCUUCACCUCUACAUAAAGGAGGAUAUGAGGGAGACAAACACCCACUUCUUGACAAAGAAGAUUUCUUGGAAAUAGAAAAUCUAAAUUGCAAUCAAGGUGAAGAGAAGAAUGGCAUACUCAAAAUAGUAGGUUUAAAAACUCUACUAAACAAAAACUUCCUAAAAUGGGUGUUGAUAUUACUAAACGUAUUUGCUGAGAUAUGCCAAGCAACAUUCGGGCAAGAGGAAAGCGAAGGCAAAAUGGGUCGUCAAAAAUACCUCAAGCUAAGCAUUAUUACCUCCUCUGUUUGCUUAACAAUGGCGAUUAUGGAGGCGUUACACGAACGCAAGAUAAAUGGAAUGGUAUGGCAAAAAAGAGGUUAUUGUUGUUGGUUUUAUUAUCCUGGUAAUCAAGGGAGAUUAUUUGGUAAAUUUUCUAUUUACUUUGGUAUUAUUAGUUCAUUAAUUCAAUUAAUUGUAAAUUUAACAGAAAAAAUUACAAGAAAAGAUAUUGUAAAAUUUGAAUAUAUGUCUUUGUUACUGUCGAUAUUUUACUUAGUGGCAGCCAUUAUUGGUUCUAAAGAUAAGAAAUCAUUAGAAAAUGUAUCAAUUAGGUGUAAUGUACAUGGUUUAAGUGAGAUUAAGGGUAUAAUUGUUGAGGGUUGUGAAAAUAAAGUAUUCCAAUGUCCUCAUUGUCAAUUGGAGGAUUCUAAUGUAUGACUCAAAUUUGGUUUUAUU
Messenger RNA from Amaranthus tricolor (Joseph's coat), 1015 nucleotides. RefSeq lists its product as uncharacterized. NCBI's taxonomy places the organism in Eukaryota, Viridiplantae, Streptophyta, Magnoliopsida, Caryophyllales, Amaranthaceae. The record is from RefSeq and is a predicted model, not a curated record. The coding region runs from base 101 to 997 and encodes 298 amino acids. The transcript has 2 exons.